AUGGUUAGGGGCGGCUACGUGGACUGGUCCACUGUGAACUCUGAGGUGACCGAACAUGGAGGCCAGUCUGUGAGGCCCGUGGCCGUCUGUCUGCCCGUGUUGGGUCACAGACUCUUCACUAUGCCCCAGACCUCUCUCGUUCCUCAGGUACUCAUGGCCCUGCUCCUGGAAACGGCUGCUGCGGCCGCUCCGCUCCGGGCACGUCGGAGCGAGCGCCUGGACCCGGAUCCCGCCUGCCUCCGCCGCCGCCGCCGCCUGCGCCCCGACCCGGCCCCCCGAGCCCGCGGGCGCCAGGAGCCGCUGACACCCCGGAGCCGCCCUUCUGGUCUCGAGAUGGCGAGGCCGAUGCCCGGGGCCGCCGCCCUGCUGCUCGCCGCCCUGCUGCUGGCCGCUGCCCUGCCCGCCGCCGCGGGUCUCGGGGCGCCGCGCAAGGCCAAGCGAGGCUGGACCCUCAACAGCGCCGGCUACCUCCUAGGGCCACAGGCCUUCGACAACCACAGGCCCUUCCCGGAGCAGCGUGGUCCAGCAGGCAAACGGGAACUGCAGCUGGAGGCGGAUGGGCGGCCUGGGAGCUUUCAGGGACCUGAGAACAAUCUGGUCCGCGCCGCCCUGGAGCUUCUGGAUUUCCUGCGUGUCCGAGAUGCUCGCGUCCUGGGGAGCCCACCCGACAUGCCCUUGGCAGUUCCCGAAGACCAGGUGCAGGCCUGA
This is a messenger RNA of Suncus etruscus (white-toothed pygmy shrew), 708 nucleotides long. RefSeq names its product galanin and GMAP prepropeptide (gene GAL). The record is from RefSeq and is a predicted model, not a curated record. NCBI's taxonomy places the organism in Eukaryota, Metazoa, Chordata, Mammalia, Eulipotyphla, Soricidae. The transcript is spliced from 9 exons. Gene Ontology annotation, cellular component: extracellular region. Gene Ontology annotation, molecular function: hormone activity. Bases 1 to 708 code for a protein of 235 amino acids.